This is a messenger RNA of Castor canadensis (American beaver), 948 nucleotides long. Its product is annotated as olfactory receptor 8H1-like. Gene Ontology annotation, molecular function: G protein-coupled receptor activity; olfactory receptor activity. Gene Ontology annotation, biological process: G protein-coupled receptor signaling pathway. Lineage: Eukaryota; Metazoa; Chordata; Mammalia; Rodentia; Castoridae. Gene Ontology annotation, cellular component: membrane. The record is from RefSeq and is a predicted model, not a curated record.
AUGUGGAAUGACACACCUGUGCCUGAUUUCAUCCUGACGGGUCUGACAGACUCAGAAGAGAUCCAGCUGGUGCUCUCUGUGCUCUUUCUCCUGAUAUACCUGGUCACUGUGCUGGGGAACGUAGGGAUGAUAAUGAUCAUUCACCUGGAUGUACAGCUUCACACUCCUAUGUACUUUUUUCUCUGUCACCUGUCAUUUCUUGACCUCUGUUACUCAAAUGUCAUCACGCCUAAAACCUUAGGGAACUUAGUGACUUCCAAGAAGAGCAUUUCAUUCACAGGCUGCUUCACACAGAUGUACUUUUUUAUCCUGUUUGGUGGUGCUGAAUGUUUUCUUCUUUCAUCCAUGGCCUAUGAUCGCUAUGUAGCCAUCUGUAAUCCUCUACAGUAUCCAGUUAUUAUGUCCUCAAGGCUGUGCUCUUCCCUCCUCACUGGAACCUAUAUGAUAGGUUUUGUGGAUUCCUCGGUCAACAUGAUUUGCAUGAGUAGAUUACAUUUCUGCAAGUCCAUUGUAAUACAUCACUUUUUCUGUGAUACAUCCCCAAUUUUAGCCCUGUCCUGUGAGGAUACAUUUUACACUGAAAUUAUGGCAUUCAUUUUUGCAGGUUCUACCUUAAUGGUGUCACUUAUCACAAUAUCUUUGUCUUAUAUGUCCAUUUUCUGUACUAUUUUGAAAAUUGAUUCCACAUUAGGAAAGCAGAAAGCCUUCUCUACGUGUGCAUCCCAUCUCCUGGGAGUCAUUAUCUUUUAUAGCACCAUGAUCGUUACAUACUUAAAACCAACUAAGUCCUACUCUUUGGGAAAGGAUCAAGUGGCUUCUGUUUUUUACACCAUUGUGAUCCCUAUGCUGAAUCCCCUUAUUUAUAGUCUUAGAAACAAAGAAGUGAAAAAUGCUUUCAAUAGAGUCAUGCAGAAGAGAGGUGGCUCCAAGGUAUUAAGAAAACAAUAA